AUGUGCAAGAUUUGUGGACUCGAUGCUCACGGAGUUCAUUUUGGAGUUACCACUUGCAGAGCCUGCGCUGCAUUUUUCAGGAGAUUCGUUGUACUUAACCUAGAGUACGAUUGUCUGAAGGAUAAGAGCAAAUGCAGUCUGGAUAAGAUUCGGAGAAGCUCGUGCCGUCACUGCAGAUUCCAGAAGUGUAUCCGGAUGGGAAUGACAGCUGAUAAUGUACAAUGGAAUCGAGACGUCUACUCUACAGAUGGUAGAAAAAUUAAAUCCCCGGAGCUCAAAAAAGUCAAAUCUCCGGAGAUUAACUAUGAUGAUAAGAGCUAUCUAAAUAUCGUAUUGCCGAGCACAAGCCAACCGAUUGCAAAUCUAUAUUCGGUUAUUAAGACUCAGAAACUUGCAAUCUCGUGUGAGAGAGCAAUUCAAUUGGAUGCUCUCUUUUUUGAUAUCGAGGGAGUUGCCCAGAACAAAUUGAAAGUAACCCUACAAGAUUAUAAAACAUUUGCCCAGAGAUGUGUCGAAGAAGUGGCCAAACCGUUGAGUCAGUUGAAACUAUCAAUUGAAGAAGUCGCUUUUUUGAUCGUUAAUUUUGUUUUUCACAAUGAAGAAAAGAUAAUUGGAGAAUCCUUCGAUGUCUGUGAUGCAUUCCGUGACUCCAUCGCCAACGACCUCCAUGAAUAUUAUCGGAAAAAUAAUAUAAUCAAUUAUGCUUCAAGGAUCUCAAAGAUGAUGAAUACAAUUGCUGCAAUGAAGAAAAUCCAUUAUGAUGAUCUCGGUGGAACAUUCACGGCUAACGCGAGAAACUCUGUCAAAGAAGAAGUCGUUGAGGAGGAGGACGAAGAAUUUAUUAAAGUUGAUUGA
Caenorhabditis briggsae is the source of this 855-nucleotide messenger RNA. Gene Ontology annotation, molecular function: zinc ion binding; sequence-specific DNA binding; DNA-binding transcription factor activity. Gene Ontology annotation, biological process: regulation of DNA-templated transcription. The record is from RefSeq and is a predicted model, not a curated record. The transcript has 7 exons. NCBI's taxonomy places the organism in Eukaryota, Metazoa, Nematoda, Chromadorea, Rhabditida, Rhabditidae. Bases 1 to 855 code for a protein of 284 amino acids.